UGAAAUAAUUUUUGACAUUUGUUUUGAGGAAAUAAAUAUUUCAUUUUUAAAAAUCAUGUAAUUUUUUUUAAAGACUGCAAUUUUGAAGCAAGUUAGUUUUUCUUUUCCAUUUUUUUUGACAAAUCGUUUAAAAAUAUAAGCAAAGCUGGGUUUUUCGUUUAUUUUUUUAAAAUUUCACUGUAAUUAAUUUUAUCAAAAAAAUGGAUAACCUGGAAUCGCAAGAAAUGGAAUUAUUAGCCUUACAAAACAUAUACGAAGAAAGGGAUUUUAAAAUAGAUGAAAUGAAUCCUCUCAGUGGUAGAUUUGCGGCCCAGGUUCGACUCCCACAGUCUUUUUUGAUACGCUAUAGGUCUUUUCAAGGCAGUUUGGAUUCCCAAGAUAAUGAAGUGCAUGCUGAAGAGAGUUUUCAUAUAGAACAUUUACCUCCUAUUGAUUUAUGUUUCCGUUUCCCAGAAACUUAUCCAUUGCAAACAUGCCCAGCUUUUCUAUUGUCAUGUAAUUGGUUAACUCUGAAACAGUUGUCAGAUUUGUGUAGACAUCUAGAAUCAGUUUGGGAUUCGAACCGAGAUGCAAUUCUGUUUACCUGGUUUCAGUUCCUUCAAGAUGAGAUAUUAGAUUUUUUAAAAAUAAAUGACAGCCUUGAUAUAACUGAACUGUUGAAAUUCAAAAUACAAGAUAAUUUUCGGACUAGAGUGCCAUCAAAUGAUGAAAGUUGUGAUGAUUCUGGUGGUACUGCUACUAAGGAUUGCAGUUUACAAGAUAUGAAAACUAUAUCUGAAAUACUGAAUCUUAAACCUUCUAUAUCAGGAGGUUGGCAAAUUCAUGAAGGAAAUGUUAACUCUUUACAUUGCCCUGAUGGUGAAUGUGAUUCUCAAGCAGAUGGGUCAGUAGUUCGACAGGUUGUGAGUAAAGAACUCUAUGAAAAAUACGAUACAAUUAUACUUUCUCGCACACUGGAAGACAUGCCUGAUGUUAGAUUUUGUCCUCGUCGAUUAUGUCAAUGUCCUGUGCUUCUUGAUAGUUGUGGUCGAAUGGGAACUUGCGCUGCAUGCAAUUUUGUUUUCUGCGCUCUGUGCAAUAUGGCAUACCAUGGUGUUGCCCCGUGUGCGUUUAAAGAAAAAGUAGAAGAAAAGCUGUCUCUUUAUCAAGAAUACACAAAGGGUAAUUCUGCUGUCAAGAAGGAGAUGGAGAAACGUUAUGGAAAACGCUUUAUAAAGGAAAUGGUUGAAGAUACUUUAUGUGAGAAUUGGAAGAGUUCUCAUAGUAAAACUUGUCCCCAUUGUAAAGCAUCAAUAGAAAAAAUUGGUGGUUGUAAUAAAAUGACAUGCUUUAAAUGUGGAACCUAUUUUUGUUAUCGAUGCGAGGUGAAGCUAAAGCCUUCAGAUCCAUAUGAACACUUUAGAAAUUCGUUUCAUUGUUUAGUAUCUGAUGUGGAACGUCGUGAAUUUGAUUAUGUUUUUGAACCAGAAGAGUUCCUGAAUGUUAAUUUUCUAUAAAUUCAUUGUGCUCGGGAAUUUUAUUACAUAUAUUGCAGAUUAUUUAACUUUGUUAUUUAGUCUGUAAAUUUUAAUAUUCGUGUUAUAAAAUAUAUGUUUGUAAGACCUUCCAAUUCAUAAUUUAUAUAAAUAUAGGGAAAAAACAAGAUUCUAUAAAUUUUUUAUAGAUUAUUGGUUUUUCAUCAAAGAAAUUCUUUGUGUGUGUGUGAGUUUACUAUGUUGGUUAUAUAAAAGGAAAGAUUGCCCAUCAUUUUGUGAUUAUCAUCUGUUUAAUAUUUUAGAUAAGAAUUUGUUUUCAUUCCUUUUCAAUAGUAAUGGCAUUUUUGCAAUAAUAAUUUUUAG
Molecule: messenger RNA, 1838 nt
Organism: Argiope bruennichi
Lineage: Eukaryota; Metazoa; Arthropoda; Arachnida; Araneae; Araneidae
Product: E3 ubiquitin-protein ligase RNF14-like
Exons: 3
Coding region: 201-1496 (431 amino acids)
Biological process (GO): ubiquitin-dependent protein catabolic process; positive regulation of proteasomal ubiquitin-dependent protein catabolic process; protein polyubiquitination
Cellular component (GO): cytoplasm; ubiquitin ligase complex
Molecular function (GO): ubiquitin protein ligase activity; ubiquitin conjugating enzyme binding; zinc ion binding
Source: RefSeq, a predicted model, not a curated record